Messenger RNA from Daldinia childiae, 882 nucleotides. RefSeq lists its product as uncharacterized. The record is from RefSeq and is a predicted model, not a curated record. The coding region runs from base 1 to 882 and encodes 293 amino acids. The transcript has a single exon. NCBI's taxonomy places the organism in Eukaryota, Fungi, Ascomycota, Sordariomycetes, Xylariales, Hypoxylaceae.
AUGCCAGCCCGGUUCCCAUUCACGCCUUUAUUGAAAACUGAGACUAGCAAGUCUCAGUCCGACUCACAGCCCGGCUGCCAACUCCUCGUCCAGAAACCAGGUGACCGCGGUGUCUGGGCGCUCGGGACUAGCUACAUCUUAAAGCACCGGCCGUACACCCCAGGUUGUGAGAUCGAGAUUCAAAAUGCUGACCUCGUUAGGAGGAGACUCGGGGAAAGGCAAGGCAUGCCACCAAUCCCUAAAACGGAACUACAUUGGAGGGAUGGAGAUAGAUAUUUCACCAUGGAGAGUCGUAUCAAGGGCGAAUCGCUUGAUAAUGCUUUACCAAGCUUAACACAGGAAGACCUCACUCGCAUCGGCCAACAGGUAGGUCAGUAUCUUCUUGGUCUCAAGACUAUCACUUUGCCACAUACAGCAAGGCUUGACGGACGAUUGGUUAAUGACUGGCGUUUAUUCAAGCCAUUACCUGAUUCAUCCUCUGGAGACUACUUGGUCUGCACAACGGAUAGUGAGCUUGCCUCUAAUUUGGCGCUCCCUAUCGCACAUCGACUUGAUAAACCAAACCUCGACGCAUUCAUGGCUAAAAUGCCCUCUGGUCUGCCAUUUACCUUUAGUCAUUCUGAUGUGCACGAAGGAAAUAUCAUGAUUAAUGACGGCAACUUCGCCGGGCUUGUCGACUGGGAGCUAGCAGGCUUCUACCCGUCGUGGUGGGAAUAUGUAAAUAGUAGCCCGCUGUUGAGCGAAUACUUUCCGGUCCAAAUGCAGAACCACUAUGCGCUAGAAUGGUUUCGCGUCUACCACAGUAUCCGAGAUAAGACUAAGGAGGAGGGCGCGUUUAGGUUGAGCGAAUACCUCGCAGGGAGAGCUUGGAGUGGCGCGUAG